Messenger RNA from Drosophila subpulchrella, 2005 nucleotides. RefSeq lists its product as uncharacterized. The record is from RefSeq and is a predicted model, not a curated record. Gene Ontology annotation, biological process: intracellular transport. NCBI's taxonomy places the organism in Eukaryota, Metazoa, Arthropoda, Insecta, Diptera, Drosophilidae. Bases 47 to 1882 code for a protein of 611 amino acids. The transcript has 3 exons.
CAGAAUUCGUUCCACAUUGAACUAUCACUCAAUAAGCUCUUAGAAAAUGUUGGACAGCCAAGAGGAUGGAACGAAUGCAGAAAUGCAAAGUGAGGUCAAUGCAGUUGACAAAAUGGAACCGGACCCCAAAACCCAGUGUCCCGUUCUGCACUCACAGUCAUCCAAAGGAAGUUCUAGUUGGCCAGAACCCCAGGCCUCGGAGUUUACUAAUCAAUCGGACGUAGGAACUUCCUUGGCAACUUCCUUAGAAGAGUCCUUUAAAGUGGACUGCAGCCUGCCUAGCCUACCUCUUGAUACCCUUCUGUCACCUUUUAAUAUCAUCGAUCAAUUGCGUAAGCAGAGUGAGGUAAAGGACCUAUUGGACUUUCAGAGUGGGCUAGGGGAUCUUUCCUUAUUUGGCAAAUAUGAACCAUCUUUAUCCUCAAAGUCAGAGUGUUCUAAAGAGAGCCAAGUGCCAUACUUUAUUCCUGAAUUGGAAAUGGCUUGUGCUGAAGUAAAAGUUAACGAAGCUAUAGAAGUAAAUCCCCCUGAGAUUGAGAGUUCUAAUACUCCAGAGAUCAAGAUUUUGGACAUUCCACCUAUCAAAGAAUCAAUUAUGUCAGGGAAAAAAGAAGCAACUCUGCCUAGGAUCGAAGCACCAAAUUGCACAAUAUUAGAAGAAAUAAAUUUAGCAAACAUUGAAGAUAUCAAUUCUUAUAGAACUGAGGAAGGUAUUCUAAAAGCAAUCGAAGAAAAAGAUGAACAUAAAAGUGAAGAAUCAAAUCCUCAAGAGUUUGAAAAACUUAUGUGUUCUGCGGACCUUAAACGAAAAUCAGUGGGCUUAUUUGCCCCAAAAACUCUACAGAUCGAUGAACUAAUUGCUCCAUUAGUUGAAAAAGCCAAGCCUAAAAUGGGUCUUAUUAGCUCCUUGAUAGGAAACAAGUUAGCAUUGACACCCAGUGUAAGACUUUCUUUUGGCGAUAGAGUUGUAAAAAGAAAAAAUAUGCAAGAAAUACGAUCUAAGGAGAUUAUUCAACAGCAGGCAUCCAGAUCUCUAAAGGCACUUAUCUUAAGCUUGACUAUGCUAAAAAACUUAGAGGCAUCCUAUCAUGAUAACUCUCAUCAGAGCAGAUUAAACCGAUUUCAAAGGGUGAGGAGCUCAUUGAACUUUUCCAGGGUAUUUAGGCAGAACAUUUUUCAACUUACUUCGGAGGUAAAGGGCAGCAAGAAAGAAAUUAAAGAGACUUCGCUGUGUUGUGGAGAACCCAUAAUUGAAAGUCCCAGCAUAUAUAAAGAACCACUUCCUCUACCAUACCAACGUCUAGAUGCUAGUGAAGGAUUGACUUGUAAUGGCUUGAAUGUGAGCAAGGAUUCCGUUUUUAGUGAGGUUUCCGAAAGCGAUGACUCGGAAAUCCAGAAUAAGUUAUGUGUCAAGCAAUCCUUUCGAGGAGUACAUGGGUUACCAAGAUCCAUGGCCGAUCUGAAUGACAUUCUCAAUAGUGGAAGGGGAUUGUUCAGCCAGCCGGUGAGGCUUUUCUGUUUCAACAAGUUAAAGGAGUGGAAACGGCAAGGUAAAUUACCAGGUUCCCAUGAGAGUCCUUACCGUUCCCCCUCCUUCUCAGGCGAGGGUCAAAUCGAAAUCCUGGAGCACCAGGGAUCGUAUUAUAUAAUACUCCACGACAAGGUCACCGGAGAACUGAUUAUCCAUAUGCGGGUGGACGAAAGGUGGCGCAUUGACUACAUGACCAACAGUUCCUACAGCUGCCGCUGGACCAACAUCAACUACGCCUCCAGUCGGGAGGGCAUCCUGGAGAGGAUUGCCUGCUCCUUCCGAGAACCCAGCCACGCCGCCGAAUUCGUGGCCCGGGUUCGGAAUAGCGCCAUCCAAUCCCGCUUCGAAUAGGGGUCUUAAUUUGAAAGUAUUCAUAUUUCAGCAUUUUUGUUGAGUUCCCAGUGAAUUCCUUGGUGUUUCUUGCGUUCGAGGGCGUGUUUCUAGCUGAUGAUAAAUUAUUGUGGAAUCUUUAAA